AUGAAUUUCGAUUUGCCAGCAGAUCUCCAAGCUCAUUUAGAGUCUAUAGAUUCUUUUAUUCACUCAACUAUUCUCCCGUUGCAGCAUUCAGACGACAAUAACCGCUUCUUCGAUCACCGUCGUGAUUUAUGGGGGCAGUCACAUCCAAACGUGAACGUAUGGAUGUCCGCUAUUCGCUAUCACUUGUCCCCAAAUGCUGUGUAUGGUGGUGGUUUGGGGCUAGCCAAUGAUCUACAGAACGAGCAUAGUAUUGUUGGAAAUUUCCCGGAUAUUUUGAUGCUUCACCAUUUUGGCAACCAACAACAAAAGGAUACCUUGAUUCCUGCACGUCUGCGGGGUGAAUUCCGAACAACAUUCGGUCUUACUGAGCCCGGCAAUGGAAGCGAUGCAACAUUCAUGUCUACUACCGCUCGUCAAAUUCGGGGAUGGUUUGAGAUCACGGGAGCAAAGAAGUGGCAGACAGGGGCGCAUCACUGUGCCCACUUUCUCAUCUUUGCGCGAACUUCUGGCCAAGAAGGAUCAGCACGAGGCAUUACUGCCUUCUUAGUCCCUCGUGAUACAAAAGGGUUGCGCAUUGUUAGUUACGAGUGGACGUUGAACAUGCCCACCGACCACGCAACGGUGGAACUGGAUAGUGUAUGGGUUCCUGGAUCGGCGGUUUUGGGAUCGGUCGACCAGGGGCUAGCCAUCGCCCAGACAUUUGUGCACGAGAAUAGAAUUCGUCAAGCAGCCAGCUCCUGUGGGGCUGCGCGAUACUGCCUGGAUCGAAGCAUCGAGCGCGCACGGGCGCGGAAGGUAUGGGGAGAGGGAAAGACUCUGGCCGAUAAUCAGGCUAUUCAGUUCCCGGUCGUUGAGUUGAUGACACAGGUGGAGAUGUUGCGACUAUUUAUCUUGAAGACAAGCUGGGAGAUGGACCGAAUUGUGGCGGAGUGCCAGUCGUCCAAGACCCAGCGAGCGCCGUGGGUUGAAAUUGAGCGCCGUCUUUCGGAUCAGGUGGCUAUGUGUAACUUCUGGGCAAAUCGAUUAUGUUGUCAAGCUGCUGACCGAGCAAUUCAGAUCCAUGGGGGUGAUGGAUACUUUCGUCACUACCCCUUUGAACACAUAUAUCGUCAUUUCCGUCGGUAUCGGAUCACGGAAGGCUCAGAGGAGAUCCAAAUGCGCAAGAUUGGAGCAUACAUAUUUGGAUUUGCUGGUCCAAAGAAAAAGGACAUGGAACAUGCUGAGCGUGAAAAGGCCAAGAUUUGA
Molecule: messenger RNA, 1245 nt
Organism: Penicillium vulpinum
Lineage: Eukaryota; Fungi; Ascomycota; Eurotiomycetes; Eurotiales; Aspergillaceae
Product: acyl-CoA dehydrogenase family protein
Exons: 3
Coding region: 1-1245 (414 amino acids)
Biological process (GO): butyrate catabolic process; fatty acid beta-oxidation using acyl-CoA dehydrogenase
Molecular function (GO): flavin adenine dinucleotide binding
Source: RefSeq, a predicted model, not a curated record